Cervus elaphus (red deer) is the source of this 4794-nucleotide messenger RNA. It is a transcript of the gene SGIP1, whose product is annotated as SH3GL interacting endocytic adaptor 1. The coding region runs from base 93 to 2795 and encodes 900 amino acids. The record is from RefSeq and is a predicted model, not a curated record. Gene Ontology annotation, cellular component: plasma membrane; clathrin-coated vesicle; cytoplasm. The transcript has 27 exons. Gene Ontology annotation, biological process: synaptic vesicle endocytosis; clathrin coat assembly; clathrin-dependent endocytosis. NCBI's taxonomy places the organism in Eukaryota, Metazoa, Chordata, Mammalia, Artiodactyla, Cervidae.
GGAUAGUCAAGCUAUGAAGAUAUGAGCCUGAAGCACUUAAAUGGCCAGCUCUCUGAUCACAGGCAGAAAAACGAGGAAGCAAAAAGAAGUUGAUGGGCUGGGAGAAACAGAGUUCAGCGGACACAGCAGAUCUCUCGGCGGCAGCAGCGUUGCGAGGACUUACGCUGAGACCUGGAAUCGUAUCCUCGUGUGUUUUUUCAGACUCUUUGGAAAUUAAGGAAUGCAAUUCUGCCACCAUGAUGGAAGGAUUGAAAAAACGUACAAGGAAGGCCUUUGGAAUACGGAAGAAAGAAAAGGACACUGAUUCUACAGGUUCACCAGAUAGAGAUGGAAUUCAGGGGAAAAAAAAGACCCAGAAGACUCAGCUUCUCCUCACCUCUUGCUUCUGGCUCAGAGCCCUCUCGUUAACUCUGUCUCAGCAGCCCAGCCCACAUGAACCACCCUACAAUAACAAAGCAGAGUGCGCGCGUGAAGGAGGAAAAAAAGUUUCGAAGAAAAGCAAUGGAGCACCAAAUGGAUUUUAUGCAGAAAUUGAUUGGGAAAGAUAUAAUUCCCCUGAGCUGGAUGAAGAAGGUUACAGCAUCAGACCUGAGGAACCCGGCUCUACCAAAGGAAAGCACUUUUAUUCUUCGAGUGAAUCGGAAGAGGAAGAAGAAUCACACAAGAAGUUUAAUAUCAAGAUUAAGCCAUUGCAAGCUAAAGACAUUCUUAAGAACGCUGCAACUGUAGAUGAACUGAAGGCAUCAAUAGGCAACAUUGCACUUUCCCCAUCACCGGUGAGGAAAAGUCCGAGGCGCAGCCCGGGUGCAAUUAAAAGGAACUUAUCCAGUGAAGAAGUAGCGAGACCCAGGCGUUCCACACCAACUCCAGAGCUCAUAAGCAAAAAACCUCCAGAGGACACCACGGCGCUUGCUCCCCUCUUUGGUCCACCAUUAGAAUCAGCUUUUGUUGAACAGAAGACAGAAGUUCUUUUAGAUCAGCCUGAGAUAUGGGGUUCAGGCCAACCAAUUAAUCCAAGCAUGGAGUCGCCAAAGUUAACAAGGCCUUUUCCCACUGGAACUCCUCCACCACUGCCUCCAAAAAAUGUACCAGCCACCCCACCCCGAACAGGCUCCCCCUUAACAGUUGGACCAGGAAAUGACCAAUCAGCCACAGAGGUCAAAAUUGAAAAGCUACCAUCCAUCAAUGAUUUGGACAGCAUUUUUGGCCCCGUGUUAUCCCCCAAGUCUGUUGCUGUUAACGCUGAAGACAAGUGGGUCCAUUUUUCUGACACAUCCCCGGAACGUGUUACUCCAGAGUUGACUCCAAGGGAAAAGGUGGUGUCCCCACCAGCUGCCUCAGACAACCCAGCUGAAUCCCCACCUCCGGGCCCCCCGGGUCCUCCUGGCCCCUCAGGACCUCCGGGUCCUCCUCGCAAUGUACCAUCGCCGCUCAAUUUAGAAGUCCAGAAGAAAGUCGCUGAGCAGAACGUCAUUAAAGAUGAUUACUUAGAAACAAUCUCAUCUCCUAAAGAUUUUGGGUUGGGACAGAGAGCAACUCCGCCUCCCCCACCACCACCCACCUACAGGACUGUGGUUUCAUCCCCCGGACCCGGCUCGGGCAGUGGUGCGGGGACCACCAGUGGUGCAUCAUCCCCUGCUCGGCCAGCCACCCCCUUGGUUCCUUGCAGCAGCACGACCCCACCUCCACCUCCUCCCCGGCCUCCGUCUCGGCCAAAGCUACCUCCAGGGAAGCCUGGAGUCGGAGAUGUGCCCCGACCUUUCAGCCCUCCCAUCCAUUCUUCCAGCCCUCCUCCGAUAGCACCCCUAGCCCGGGCUGAAAGCACUUCUUCAAUAUCAUCUACCAAUUCCUUGAGUGCGGCCACCACUCCCACAGUUGAGAAUGAACAGCCUUCCCUCGUUUGGUUUGACAGAGGAAAGUUUUAUUUGACUUUUGAAGGUUCUUCCAGGGGACCCAGCCCCCUAACCAUGGGAGCCCAGGACACCCUCCCUGUUGCAGCAGCAUUUACAGAAACGGUCAAUGCCUACUUCAAAGGAGCAGAUCCAAGCAAAUGUAUCGUGAAGAUUACUGGAGAAAUGGUGUUGUCUUUUCCUGCCGGGAUCACCAGACACUUUGCCAACAACCCAUCGCCAGCUGCUCUGACUUUUCGGGUGAUAAAUUUCAGCAGGUUAGAACACGUCCUGCCAAAUCCCCAACUUCUCUGCUGCGAUAAUACCCAAAAUGAUGCCAAUGCCAAGGAAUUCUGGGUAAACAUGCCAAAUUUGAUGACUCACCUAAAGAAAGUGUCGGAACAAAAACCCCAGGCUACAUAUUAUAAUGUGGACAUGCUCAAAUAUCAGGUGUCGGCCCAGGGCAUUCAGUCCACGCCUCUGAACUUGGCAGUGAACUGGCGAUGUGAACCAGCAAGCACCGACCUGCGCAUAGAUUACAAAUACAAUACAGAUGCAAUGACAACAGCCGUGGCCCUCAACAACGUGCAGUUCUUGGUCCCCGUGGAUGGAGGGGUAACCAAGCUCCAGGCGGUGCUCCCACCAGCAGUCUGGAAUGCUGACCAACAAAGAAUAUUGUGGAAGAUUCCUGAUAUUUCUCAGAAGUCAGAAAACGGAGGGGUAGGUUCUUUAUUGGCAAGAUUUCAGUUAUCUGAAGGCCCAAGCAAACCUUCGCCAUUGGUUGUGCAGUUUACAAGUGAAGGAAGCACUCUUUCUGGCUGUGACAUUGAACUUGUUGGAGCAGGGUACAGAUUUUCACUCAUCAAGAAAAGGUUUGCCGCAGGAAAAUACUUGGCAGAUAACUAAUAAAGUCUUAUGCAAGGAUUUGGAGAUUCAUAUAAUGGAGAACUAUUAUAUGAGAAACAGGUUUUAAUUUUGGUUUGAUGAAAACAAACCAAAAAUCUGCACUUGGGAUAUAUCUGCUGGAAAUGUCAAUGACUUUCAGCAAUGAUUUCCCUCACAUGAUACCAUGAUGACCAGUCCUACAGUAUUUACUUCUAGGUGUAAUAUUGUUAAUGGUUUUAAAAUGUAAUUAUUGUAUUUGUAAAUUGUACUCAUUCCAGUAAGGCGGUUAGAUACUUGAGUUUUAGCAUUUUACCAUUCCUGAAAUGGAUGUAAUUUAAACUGUGGUAUGUAAAUUUAAUAGUAGUACUGUUGAAUGGCACAAUGCUUACAGAGGUAGAUUGCAUUUUGUCAAUAUAUAAAAUUUAAAUAUAAUAUUGUUAGCUGUCAUAAAGGGGGUGCCACGCACAAAGAAAAUUAAGCAGAACCAGAAAAAAAACUUCCUUUUCUUCAGUCCUUAGUAUGUUUUACUCUAGUGCUUAAUAAAAAUUCUAUCUUCAAAUGUUUAGUGGAUUAAAUUCAGAAACUAUUUCAGAAAACAAAAAAAAAAAAAAUUCUAAAGUUACAGCAUAUUCAAAGAAAAGCAUUAAUUGCCACUUUUUAAAAAGCUUUUUUUUCAAACUGCAAAUUUCAUAAAAAUGCAAACUGUGUAAACAGGGCCUCUUAUUUUUAUAACUUGUGUAAAAAGGGAAAGCAAUUCAUAUUUAAAGUUUAAGUAUAUGAAAUUAUAAACAAGAAUAAAGAAGAUGUUGAAAUCUUAACUACUCCCCUCCCUUCCACAGAUUACCAGAUCUGGGGACUACUGAAUAAUCAGACUAAAACCAAAAUUGUGGUUUUAAAAUUUCAAGAAUUUCCAUGAUUGAACUGGUUAACAACUUUUGCACAAUAUGUCUAGACAGAGACCCUCCCAUCCAGCAUGGAGAAUUGUACCAAGCAUCUUCCUCAUUACCCACAGGAAUCAAAACACUGACUCUUAAAAAAAAACAGAAAAAAAGAUUUCAGUCCCCAGUUGAAAUCCAGAAGUAGAAUUUUAAUCAUCAUUUAUAUUAUAUGGGAAGGAAAAAAUAAGCUUUAUAAUUGAAAUUCUAACCACAUUAUUGUGCAAUAAAUUUCCUUUUGGAUAAGAUUCAUUGUAUAUAACUAUAAAUCUUUGCCGUUCUUAGGGAAUCAAAAAGAGAGUUAUCAAAAAUGUAUGUUAUGAUUUCAUUGUUGCAAGGUAUAAUAAAAACUGUAAUUAUUCAGUCUGGCCUCAAUAUGGGAAUUCAGGAUGGAGAAGUCCUUCUUCAGGAGUCCCAGCUGUAAAAUCUUCCUUCAUUACAAUCUGAAAACAUGAAUCUUCCUUUAAGUCAUAGAACCUAUUUUAACAUAAACUCAUUCCUGUUCUAGGUUAUACUAUUAAAUAACUAUAAUUAUUAAGUUGUUAUGUUUAUCAUUAGUUGCUAAAUUUUAUUUACAUCAUUCAUAUUUGACAAAGAACUCUAGCCCCUUAAAAUUUUAGAAUCAAAUUAAAUUUUGUAAGCUUACUUUUAAAAUGAAAUUGUGACUGGCAAUUGUUUAUAGUGGAAUUUUUUAAAUUAAUAUUUGUACUCCUCAGUCAGUGCUUGCUACCAAGAGACUGUUCAAAAUGAUCUGUUUUACCUAAGAAGAAGUCUUGCUGUGCAAACAAAUUCUCGAUUGGCUCCCCAAGCAGUCUGAUGUUGAAGUUUUUUGAACAAGUAACUAAUAUAGUUAUUUAGUUACUUUAAAGAUAUUCAAUUUUAUUUUGAAAUAAAAAUAGAAAAUGAAACCUUUUAAAUCCCAUAAAACAUGGGGAAAUUUCAAACACUGGAACCAAUGGAGAGUAAGUAGCAGAAAAUUGAGAAUUAUCCAGCAUAUGAAUAUAAAAAUGUGUUUUUAAGAUAUUAAUCCAUGAGAAAACAUAUUAAAUAUUAACACAAAGCAUAUUAAAAAUAUGUAAAUAUUA